This is a messenger RNA of Mangifera indica (mango), 1296 nucleotides long. RefSeq names its product F-box protein SKIP23-like. The record is from RefSeq and is a predicted model, not a curated record. The transcript has a single exon. NCBI's taxonomy places the organism in Eukaryota, Viridiplantae, Streptophyta, Magnoliopsida, Sapindales, Anacardiaceae. Bases 1 to 1296 code for a protein of 431 amino acids.
AUGCUUAGAGCCAGAAACAUGAGUCCUUCCAAUAUUUCUUGGGCUGAUCUCACUCCUGAUGCCAUUCUCACCAUCUCUGAAUGCCUUGAUACCCAUUCAGACCGUCUCCGAUUCCGGGCUGUUUGUCAUUCCUGGAGAAAGCCCGUUCCCCCUCCCCAAGACAAACAUCUCUUGCCCAAAGAAAUGGUUUUUCCAUCAAACAUUAAUGUGAUGGAGCAGUUUAGCUAUAGGUACGUUUUAUUUCAAUCGACGAUCUACCGUCUGGAAGAUCCGGAGGGCCCUCCGAACGACGGUUGGUUGAUCAUGGUGAAUGAAUCAGGCGAACAAGGCAAGUUCUCUCUUCUUAAUCCAUUCACAAUGCAAGAAAUUGAAGAUUUGACAGAGGCAUACUUCCCCAAAGAGCUCAACUCGCUCGGGUUUCGCGUCACUGAAGUGACUAAGAGUUUCACUCUUAGUUGGGUCAGAAAUGAACCCAACAAUCCUCAACAAUUCUUAAUUGGCGGCGCUAAUGACCUCAGAGAACUCGAACACAAGGCAGUUUUAUCAUCAGAUUUUGAAUCUGAUAAGAGAUUUUAUGUGAUAAGUGACUCUCGCUUAUGUUCAAUAACAGUCGGGGAAGACUAUUGGUCACUUUUGUAUCGAAAUAUAGAGUAUCGCGACCUCGCAAGCUACAAUGGUUUUGUCUACGGUGUUGAUCGUUUCGGAGUUGUAGUUGAAACCGAUGAAUGGAGUCACGACAGCAUCACAAUUCCGUCUCCUUAUCCAUUUAUGGGCGAUUGGUACCUUGUAAAGUCAGGUGGAGAUCUUCUUUUGGUGGGCAGAGACUAUUCUGUGUGUCAUGAUCAAGUCUAUUAUCUUAACUCCACCGACAGUUUCAUCAAAAGGCCUGGUGUUCGAGAGGAUGUGUUUGUGGAUUUCAAAAUUUGUCGGCUGGAGGAGAUGGAGGACGGCGAGAAUCAAUGGGAGGACGUUGACGACUUGGGAGAUACUGUGUUAGUCCUCAGCCGCAAGUGGUCGUUCGCCAUUGAUGCUUCGGACUUUGAUGGGAUUAAAGGCAAUCGCAUCAUCUUUGUGGAUGAAGUGAAGUAUCCGGAGUACAGCGAUGCUGAUGACAGAGAGGGUGAUGAAUUUUUAAGACUUCUGUUGCAAGAUGUCAAAGUUCGUGUCUUCGAUGUCGAAGACAACUUUGAUGUACCUAUCGAAAGUCGCCCCGAAUAUCAUAGCAUUUUCUGGCCACCACCGGAUUGGUUGAUGGAUCACCGCCCCCUGCCGCCUCAUCAGACCGGCCGCCAGUAG